Molecule: messenger RNA, 1227 nt
Organism: Eriocheir sinensis (Chinese mitten crab)
Lineage: Eukaryota; Metazoa; Arthropoda; Malacostraca; Decapoda; Varunidae
Exons: 3
Coding region: 1-1227 (408 amino acids)
Source: RefSeq, a predicted model, not a curated record
AUGGAGCCGGGUUAUGAGAGUAUACGGCACAAUAAACACACGGAACACGCCAGCAACACCUGUAUAAUUAUACAGCACAAUAAACACACGGAACACGCCAACAACACCUGUAUAAUUAUACAGCACAAUAAACACACGGAACACGCCAGCAACACCUGUAUAAUUAUACACCACAAUAAACACACGGAACACGCCAGCAACACCUGUAUAAUUAUACAGCACAAUAAACACACGGAACACGCCAACAACACCUGUAUAAUUAUACACCACAAUAAACACACGGAACACGCCAACAACACCUGUAUAAUUACACAGCACAAUAAACACACGGAACACGCCAGCAACACCUGUAUAAUUACACAGCACAAUAAACACACGGAACACGCCAACAACACCUGUAUAAUUAUACACCACAAUAAACACACGGAACACGCCAACAACACCUGUAUAAUUAUACAGCACAAUAAACACACGGAACACGCCAGCAACACCUGUAUAAUUACACAGCACAAUAAACACACGGAACACGCCAGCAACACCUGUAUAAUUAUACAGCACAAUAAACACACGGAACACGCCAGCAACACCUGUAUAAUUACACAGCACAAUAAACACACGGAACACGCCAGCAACACCUGUAUAAUUACACAGCACAAUAAACACACGGAACACGCCAGCAACACCUGUAUAAUUACACAGCACAAUAAACACACGGAACACGCCAGCAACACCUGUAUAAUUACACAGCACAAUAAACACACGGAACACGCCAGCAACACCUGUAUAAUUAUACAGCACAAUAAACACACGGAACACGCCAGCAACACCUGUAUAAUUACACAGCACAAUAAACACACGGAACACGCCAGCAACACCUGUAUAAUUACACAGCACAAUAAACACACAGAACAUGCCAGCAACACCUGUAUAAUUAUACAGCACAAUAAACACACGGAACACGCCAGCAACACCUGUAUAAUUACACAGCACAAUAAACACACAGAACAUGCCAGCAACACCUGUAUAAUUAUACAGCACAAUAAACACACAGAACACGCCAGCAACACCUGUAUAAUUACACAGCACAAUAAACACACAGAACACGCCAGCAACACCUGUAUAAUUACACAGCACAAUAAACACACAGAACAUGCCAGCAACACCUGUAUAAUUAUACAGCACAAUAAACACACGGAACACGCCAGCAACACGCGCACAAGCGCCUGA